Schistosoma haematobium is the source of this 5014-nucleotide messenger RNA. RefSeq lists its product as uncharacterized. Gene Ontology annotation, molecular function: aspartic-type endopeptidase activity. Bases 828 to 1271 code for a protein of 147 amino acids. The record is from RefSeq and is a predicted model, not a curated record. Gene Ontology annotation, biological process: proteolysis. The transcript is spliced from 4 exons. NCBI's taxonomy places the organism in Eukaryota, Metazoa, Platyhelminthes, Trematoda, Strigeidida, Schistosomatidae.
GUCAAUAAAACAUGAUGAAAACUAAAUAAAAAUGACAUAAACAUCACUACGUUUCAGCAUACUCAAACCGAUUUCAAUGAUUCUAUUCAUAAUUAUCGGUUUCCUACCAUAUUUAUAUGGUGAGAUUGUGAGAAUUCCUCUCCACCCUUUGAAAAGAUCUGAUUCAUUGGUGGGACUUGGUGCGACUUACUUUAAGCCUUCGACGAGAAAAUGGAAGUAUGAAUGGAAUAAGCAGAAUACAUCUACACCGGAACAAUUGAUUAAUUAUGAAAACGUAAGUGUAUCAAUCAUGUUCAUAGUAUGAAAUCCAACUUAAUGUAUAUCUAAUAAGCAACACGAAAUAUGAAGACUUUCAUUCUUGUGUUUGAAAUAAACUAAGUGGACUAUUUUCCAAAAGUAACCACGAUGACACAGCGACGUAGAAGUUGAAGUUAUGGUGUUUAACUGUUGAAGUAUGCCUGUGAAAAUCGAUACAACGGAAUAUUGCUCAUUGAUAUAAUUCUCAACAGGCAAAGUAUCAUAGAUUCAUUGAAAAAUCCGGCAAUUUAAUCACCGAUACAAAUAACAAAAUAUCAUGACCAGAAGUGCAUAUUAUCUGAAAGUUAUUUCAAAUUAAAAGAAUUUUUAAGGUAUAGAAGAAUAAUUAUUAUUUGCAUAUCACACUGUCUAAAUGUUGAAUGCGAAAUAAUCUUUUAAUUUAGCUUCAGUAUUAUGGUGAGAUAUCAGUUGGAACUCCACCUCAAAAGCUACGAGUAUUGUUUGAUACAGGAUCCACUGACACAUGGUUAGCUUCAAGGAAGUGUUGGUUUCUUGAUAUAUUUUGUUGGAUGUUUUCAUUUUACGACAGCUCAAAAUCAUCCACUUACAGACCAAACGGUUCCAUUUAUAAUGUCCAUUAUUUAGACAGUGUGUACUCUGGAUUUUGGAGUAUGGACACUAUACGAAUAAACUCGUUGGAGAUUCAGAAUCAAGCGUUUGUUGAAGUGAGGAGUAUAUUUAAUCUCGAUUACUUAUCUGAUAAAUAUGAUGGAAUAAUUGGCAUGUCGACUAGACGGAUGUCGAAAUAUGGGAAUAUCCCAGUAUUCCCAAAUAUACUUCAGAAUUUUCCAAAUAUGGACCCAAUAUUUUCAUUUUAUUUAAGUCAGGAAAAUGGGACUUCGUUCGGUGGUGAAAUGGUACUUGGUGGUGUUAAUCCUGAAUAUUUUGAGGGAGAUUUGGAAUAUAUGCCGACCGUAAACAACAAUAUAUGGGCAGUUAGAAUGUCAAGGUAGUGUUUGAUCAAGUUCAAUAAGAUAUGUACAUCUCAAUCGCUUUCGGAAAGUGCAAAUUAACUUGUUGGAAAGUUUGUUUGGUGGAGUGAAGUUAUAUAUUGUUUUAUUUGUCUAAAUGAGGUGAAGCCGGAAAAUUGAUAUUAUUUGAACUGUUUUACGUAUUUGCAUAACUGAAGAACAUUCGAUUUCGAAACCCUUGAGAGAUUUUUUCUCGAUGGACAAUGUAUAUAUGUAUAUUUGAAUAUUGAUUUACGAGAAGUGUUUAAAGCAGAGCUAACCUCGUGACUAGGUCUCCAUGGUCUAGUACUGUAAGAUAAAAUUCAUGUUUCUUAUUGACUACUCUCAUGAUGAACGUAGUGCGUGGUCUGAGUAUUUGGGAGUUAAUGUAAAUCAACGGGCUUGUUCAUCAACCUACUACAAUAAAUCAACAUAAUUUUUCUUGGUAAUGUAUGAAAGGAGAAUAGAUCACGUUCAUCAAGCUUUAUAAAACGAAUGCCGCAAGAUGUGACUUGACAUCGAAUUGACUAAUUUUUCUGAAGUUACUAUAGAGGAUUUCUGUGGUGAUCCAUGUAGGAAGGUGAACUUCUGAAAUCUAGAGAGACUUCCCUUCCUCACCAACUCGAACACACAUCAGUCAAAUACACUGAGCCAAUCAAGUGAUCACUUUCUAUUCACCCAUCAUAUAUCCAACUGAGUUAUUAGUCUGAACAGUGCUUCAUAUUACGGUUACCAUUAUACUUGUUGACAAGUUGCAAUACCUAUUUGCGACACAACUUCAGUUAUUUGGCAAGCUCACAGGUAAACCUGUUUCAAACGAUACUGUGUGAAGUGUUGUCAACUUCUUACUUGAAAUGAAAGAACACGGUCACCUUAAAAGUGAAAUGAAUGUGCUCAAUCUGUCAGUGAGUUCAAACUAGGACGAUAAUAUUGCAGUUCAUUACGCUAGCUACAUGAAAGUAUUAUAAUUGGAGAUAUAAUUAUUAAGUGAAGAUGACUGUUGGAUGAAUGAUACACUGAAUGGUUUAUAAAUAAGUCUGUUCAUGAUCUAGUCUGGUGUUUCACAAGAGAAUUUACAAAGCGGUUACAUUUAUUCAACUUUUCUACUAUUUGUAUUUUGCCCCUUUCAUAUUUCUUCUUAUUUACAACUGUUAUUUUGCAACUACAUUAGGUAACGUUAUUUGCUUCUGGAAUGAUUUGUGCUUGUUUGUCAACUCACCCUCGAUGUAGUUCAUGUAUAUCGCUAGAAUAUCACAUUUGAAGUGUGAUUUUGCUCAGAAUUUCUAACAAGUUAACAAGUAUUUAUGAUUUUUAUGCAAAAAAUUGCUAGGGUUGAUUACGUUUUUAAACUGUCAAUUCAGUUCUUCCUAUAUCCAUUAUUGUUCCUUAGUUAUGUUAUUGUGUAGUAGUAAGUAGUUCAUGUUAUCAACGGACAUUUUUGAACGUGUUUUUCAUAGAGUCGGUUUAUUGGUUCGUGAGAUAUACCUAAAUAUUUACAGGUGCGCUAGGCAUUUCAUCCAUUUUAUUGCUGUAAUUGUAUUUCUCCACAAUUCUCAAGUAAUUUUAUUUAUUUCACGUGUAGCUCGAUGUAAUUUAAUUUAUUUGCAACAACUUCCAAAUUUAGCGUUGACUAGCUCUCAGUUUAUUUUUCGGUGAAUGACGUUAUUUGGGUUUGUCAAAGGUCAUUGAUUCUACCUAGUUGAUCAUUUAUUAUGCAUAUUGUUUCUUGUUUGGGCGUUCAGAGGACUCAACGUUGAUUGUGGUAUGAGCGGCUACUCAUACCUUGAAGUCCUCACGAUUUGACGUUUAUAGUUACUACUGUUCAUGUCGUCUUGCCAUUAUUAGUAACGUAUUUAACAGAUAAAUGUCUUGUUUUUAUUUUGGCAUUUCACACGUGACUCACUUGUUUGGUGAGAAAUCAACAGUUACACUGCCUUGAAUGCGGAUGUCAUUAGGAAUAUCAACACCAACAAAUAGACGCAUUCGUUCAACGAACUGUAUCAAGAAUGAAAUGUAUGAUCAUUAUAAGUCGCUAAACAAAGUUGAUUUAAAAAGUGUUUCAAUAACCUGACUCAGUGUUCGUUUUUCAAAAUAAACUGCUUUUGUUUGUUUUUUUGGCUAGCUCUACAUCUUGCUUUUUUAAAAAUGUUUUGAUGUACAUUCAGCUUGAUGAUAAAUGAUAUUGAGUUUUGUAAUGGAUGUACUGCUUCUAUUGAUACUGGGACAUCAACGAUUAUUGGUGGAAGAGAGCAAGUGACAAGAAUCAACACAAUGCUUGGUAUUUCCUAUCAAUUUGGUAGAAGAAAUUUCCUUGACUGUAAACGAAUCGACAUGCUGCCUCCUGUCGAGUUUAUCUUUCGUAAAAAGAAGUACAUAUUGGAACCACAAGAUUAUGUUAUUAAGGAGGACUUUUGGUUUAAAACAGUGUGUUCGUCACCUUUUGACAUUGAUGAUUCUUUACCACCGAAUUUUUGGGUUCUCGGUGACGUUUUUAUGAGAAGAUUCUAUACCGUAUUUGAUUUCGGUCAGAAACGUAUUGGAUUAACUUAUGUUUUAAAUAAGAAGAAUGAAACAAGAAUUUAAUUAAACAGUAAUAUGUUGCUAAAAUAUAGAAAUUACAAUUGUGUGUACAACAGUGAAUGAAAUAUAAAUACAAAAUUUAUAGCAAAUUUGAAUCCGAUAGAUUAUUAAGAGAUUCCUCAUACUGAGAUUUUUUCGUAGUAUGUCUUUUAAUUCUGUUAAUUAUUUUGCAUUUCGAAUAUGUGUUUUUAUUAGUGUACUGUCAAUGUGUUUUCUUGUUUAUCACUUACGUAUUGAACGUCUGCCUGAAUUACAUACGAGCAUAAAUAAAGAUUUGUGCUCCGAUUUGGCUCUUGUGCCAAUCCCUGUUUCAUUUGUAUGUAUAUCCGCUUGCUCUGUUUACUAGCACCACUGAAUUUUGUAUUAGAAUCCUUACGUAACGUGAAUAUUGUGUUUAAUAAACAAGUGGUUACACUGUACACUGUAUACGGACGAAUUUCAACAAAGUUAUGCCUUUCAAAUGCAUUAUUACGGUGUAUGGGAAUGUACAUAUCGACAACGUAAGCGCGAAACCCACAUUUGCAUCCUACAUACAAAUAAUGGCUGUUUUAUUAAUUGUAGUGCUUUUGAAAGCUAUGGUACAGUGAAAGAGGUAGUUCUUUGAAAAACAUCUAUAAUGCAUUUCAUUCUUACUUUCUAACAGGUGUGGUCCAUUAUCGUAAUCCUCUUCUUUUCCUUCAUACAUUGCAGCAGAGGAAUAUUAUACUUACGGGAAAGGAAAUUGAUAGGUUGGGAUGGUAUUAAAUCUGCAUUUUCACGUGAAAACUGACUGAAUCGCCCAAAUAACCAUGAAAAACAAACAGCGUUACUGUACGAUUAGACUCUAAAGAUACGUUAACGAAGACAAACGAAUUCAUCUGAUCAGUAGACUAUGCAGCUUGAAGAAGUGAAUCAUGCUAAAGAACCCCUGAAGCGAGUUAAGGAAGAUGUUUUGCACCUUAAAACUCAACCUACUAGUGUUAUUUUCAUGAUCAUUUUCACAUUCGACUUCACAAUUUUCUGUUUGUUCCCAUAUAUCUAGAUAUUCUCUAGGAUGAGAAGUAGAGCAUUCAUAAAUCACUUGACACGUUUUUGUUUGCCGAGUAAUAUAGACGGUAACAAUGAUUCUUAUAAUACAUUAGAAACAAAAUGUCAUACCUCAUUAUCUGAAGUGCGAACCUCUAUUA